UCUCAGUUUCCCCGGCGGCGCGGCGCGGGCGGCCCCGGAUGCCAUCCCGACUUGUGUGACCGCCGGCAGUCCGCAGUCCUGAGCUGCUCCGAGUGCACGCGUGCCUCAGUUUCCCCUGCCGGAGGGGCGGGGCCUCAGGGCAUGUCUCAGCCCCGCCUUAUCCGGUUUGGUUUUCUUUGUUUUUGUUUUCUGCCCCUCGGAGUUCGGGUCGUCGAGUUGAGUUCCGUUGGGACGAGGGCGCGAACUCGGGCGCUGUGACGCCCUGUGCUCCUUGUUUGUGACCUUGGGGCGCGAAGCCCUGCCAGUCAGCUUUGCAUUCCUGGGGCGUUGUAGUGUCUUUUUGAGGUAUCGCAGGUGGAGGGGAAAGAGAUGGACCCCCCGGACUCGGCCUCGAGGGUCUUCUGUGGUCGCUUCCUCAGCAUGGUGAACGCUGAUGAUGUCAAUGCCAUCAUCCUGGCCCAGAAGAACAUGCUGGACCGCUUUGAGAAAACCAACGAGAUGCUUCUGAACUUCAACAAUCUGUCCAGUGUGCGACUGCAGCAGAUGAGCGAGCGCUUCAUGCACCACACCCGCACCUUGGUGGACAUGAAGCGGGACCUGGACAGCAUCUUCCGCAGGAUCAGGACGCUGAAGGGGAAGCUGGCCCGGCAGCACCCAGAGGCCUUCAGUCACAUCCCAGAGGGGUCAUUCCUAGAGGACGAAGAUGAAGACCCCAUCCCACCCAGUAUCACCACGACCAUCGCCACCUCAGAGCAGAGCACAGGCUCCUGUGACACCAGCCCUGACACUGUCUCACCAUCUCUCAGUCCUGGCUUUGAGGACCUGUCACAUAUUCGACCUGGUUCCCCUGCCAUCAACGGCCACAGCCACACAGAUGAGGAGGAAGAGACACGUGGAGAAUAACCCCCUUCACUAUCCCAGAAAGGCUCAGGGCAGCAGUGGUCCUCCGGGGUCACAUGUGGUCAGCUUUGCUGCUCCAUUCUGUCACAGGCAGGACGGGAUUUCCCCAUGCCAGCACAUUCACCCUAGCUGGGGCAGUAGGGCUGGCUACAGGUAUCCUGGAGCUCAGCCUAGGCCAGCUUCUGAAGUCCCCAGAGACCAAAGCCAGAUGUCCCCCAAGUCAUGGGGGAGGCCCCCUGGAGGCAAAAGGUACUGCAGGUCUGAGCUUGCCCCUGGCAGCUGGUAGCUGCUGAUUUAACUCUGGAGUACGUUUCUUUCUUGUGUGGAAUUCUGGGAGAGGUAGAAGGUUCCAGAUAGAGGCAGCCUUGACUCUGUGGGGAGCUGUUUCUCACAGGUCUAAGAGGCAUCUCCAGGAGCCAGCCGACUGUCCCUAGAAAACAACUGAAUGGAAUAUUUUUGUACCGAUGUUUACAGACGCUGUCGGGAAGUUAUCAGUAAAGACUCUUAAAAGGGAA
This is a messenger RNA of Mesocricetus auratus (golden hamster), 1415 nucleotides long. RefSeq names its product KxDL motif containing 1 (gene Kxd1). The transcript is spliced from 5 exons. Gene Ontology annotation, cellular component: BORC complex. Lineage: Eukaryota; Metazoa; Chordata; Mammalia; Rodentia; Cricetidae. The coding region runs from base 370 to 903 and encodes 177 amino acids. The record is from RefSeq and is a predicted model, not a curated record. Gene Ontology annotation, biological process: lysosome localization.